Seriola dumerili (greater amberjack) is the source of this 363-nucleotide messenger RNA. Its product is annotated as SLC35A4 upstream open reading frame protein-like. The coding region runs from base 27 to 338 and encodes 103 amino acids. NCBI's taxonomy places the organism in Eukaryota, Metazoa, Chordata, Actinopteri, Carangiformes, Carangidae. The transcript has 3 exons. The record is from RefSeq and is a predicted model, not a curated record.
AACACUGAUCGCUCCACUGAGCAAAAAUGGCGGAUGACAAGGAUCCACUGAAACAGUUGAAAGAUCUGACGCAGCUCAAAAAUCAGCUCGAGGAGAUCCAGAGGCGAGUGGAGAACCAGGUUUCUGUAGGAAUUCCGCAGGGAGGCUCUGUAUUAGGAUCUCCAUUUCUGAAGGGCUUUCUGGCCGGCUAUGUGGUGGCCAAGCUUCGCUCCUCUGCCAUCCUCGGAGUGCUGCUGGGAACAAUUACUGGCAUAUACGCGGCACAGAACUAUGAUGUGCCCAACAUUGAAAGGACCGUGAAAGAUUAUAUGAGCAACUUGAAAAAAGGACCAAAGUAAUUUGGGCUCACUGCUAGCCCUCAGU